AAGGGAGAAUUGUGUUAAAUGUGAAAUGCCAUGUCACCUUCGCUUCUGUUAGUACUCUCGAUGAAACCUCUGAACUGAGUGGAGCUUAUCAAUGGCGUCCCAAAUGGCGAUCCUCUCCAGAGCCCGUAAAACCCUCCUCAAAACCCUAAACCACCACAACAAUCCCUUUAAAGCUUCCAUUUCCACCUUCACAUUCCUCUCCCAGGAACCCCAACUCGCCGAGCCCAGCCUUCCCCCGCCAUCUCCCACUCCACUUCCUCCCAACCCUGCCUCAGGGAGCCCGCUCUACAACGAGAACUGGCAAAGCCCCAUCCCCCAGGCUUAGUCCAUCAUUCCUCUAGGAUUUCUGCACCAGUCCUCUUCGUCACGGCUGCAGGCGCUGUCGUAGACGCUGGAUGUGCCGAGUCUGAUGAACGUGUUCGCCAACUGGAUGACGUCGCAGCGGUGGGCGGAUAUGAAUCAGCUGUUCGAGUUUUGGAUUAGGUCGCUUGAUAAGAAUGGGAAGCCGAAUAAGCCGGAUGUGAACUUGUAUAACCAUUACUUGAGGGCGAAAUUGAUGAUCGGCGCCUCGGCUAGGGAGCUGCUGCUGGAUCUGGUGGCGCAGAUGGAGGACUACGCCAUCAUUCCUAAUACGGCGUCGUUUAAUUUAGUGUUGAAGGCAAUGUAUCAAGCCAGAGAGACCGAGGCCGUCGAGAAGUUGUUUCAACGGUGGGUUGAUUCUUGAAGUGGGAGCUUUGUCACGAUUAAUACAAAUACUUCAAAAUAAGAGGUUUAACAUCAAAUGAAAGAUGAGAAGAGAAAAAUAGAGAAGUCUAGAUGAUUAAGAUAGUUUAUUUUAUAGGAAGUCAAUCUAUGUUAAGAGUUGGAUAAUAAGAUACCAACCUUCUUUUAAGUUUUUACAUUAUAACUAUUUUCAUCAAAUAGUAUCAUAUACGUUUCGGGAUAUGUAAUUAUGCAUUUCAUUCCAA
Molecule: messenger RNA, 968 nt
Organism: Vitis riparia (riverbank grape)
Lineage: Eukaryota; Viridiplantae; Streptophyta; Magnoliopsida; Vitales; Vitaceae
Product: pentatricopeptide repeat-containing protein At1g26460, mitochondrial-like
Exons: 2
Coding region: 410-724 (104 amino acids)
Molecular function (GO): protein binding
Source: RefSeq, a predicted model, not a curated record